This is a messenger RNA of Rhodofomes roseus, 1914 nucleotides long. RefSeq lists its product as uncharacterized. The record is from RefSeq and is a predicted model, not a curated record. The transcript is spliced from 3 exons. Bases 415 to 1845 code for a protein of 476 amino acids. Lineage: Eukaryota; Fungi; Basidiomycota; Agaricomycetes; Polyporales; Fomitopsidaceae.
AGGCAUCCAUCCUCAGAAUACAGGUUGUAAGUAUUUGCUAUAUAUCAAGCAAUGCACUCUCACCGUAGGGCAUUGAAGAGAAAUCUGUCAGGAAAAAGUGCAGACCGGUGUGUACCCAGCACAAAGCACUGACUGUGCUCCAUUGCCACGGGUGACCCGCGGCCAUGGAUCGCAGACUUACUUUGUCUGCACGCACUGCCUGUCCGCGAGCGAAGGUAAGAAAGCGACGAGAUCGCUGGCAUAUUUUGCGGCUGCGGCGGUCGUCGACGUUGAGCAGACGAACGAUCAUGUGAUCGCUGGAUUUAGGUAGUCGAGCUGGCAAUCGCGACGCGACGCGUACAUUGCGUCUCCUUUGUUGACUUGCUGUUCCAUAUUUCAGCUCAUUGGCACAAACGUGUCGCAUGAACUUUGGACAUGGUGCGCACGCGACGCGCAAUAACGACCGGCGAGGCGUCGCAUCGACCUACGCGGAGAGCCAUCGCGUUCGCCAACAAGUCCAAUACCAAACCUUCACGAGCCAAACCUAACCCGAGGCCCAAAUUUGCGGUCAUUGACGAACAGCGUUUCCCCGUCUCGCCCGUACUUGACACGUUGUUCUACUUCAUGGCGGAGCGGCACCGAAUCUUCUUACGCCGCACUUCUGGCGAGGAACGCCCGUGGACAGACGACGAAAUCCUGCAAAAAUACCCGUUCACGAAUGUCUUCCGCGUUUACGAUCGUACGACUCAGUACGUCCUGCGACACGUAGUAAACCAAGGCAGCCAGGACCUCCACGAGUCGUGCUUCCGCGUCAUUCUCUUCCGCAUGUUCAACAAAAUCGAGACAUGGAAGCACCUCAAGCAACAGAUCGGAGAGCUGACGUGGGCAGACUUCGAUGUCCACACGUACGAAAAGGUCCUCGGCGCGGUGAGCGGUCCGCUGUAUGGCCCCGCUUACAUUUGUCCGGCGCCGAACAAUAUCGGUGGCAAAUUCAAUUACGCCCGCCAUCUGCGCCUGGUCCAAUUACUCAUGGAAGAAAACCUGCCGAAGCAGCUCAAACGGUUCCGAUAUCUUAAGGAUGCUCAUGGGUGGCUGCUUCUUUUCCCGAGUAUGGGCGAUUUUACGGCGUUACAGCUCAUAUUAGACCUGAACAUGCUUCCGCACUUCAAAUGGAGUGAGGAUGAAUGGGUCGCUCUGGGCCCGGGCUCCAAAGCCUGCCUCCAUAAGAUAUUUGGACCAAGCGUGAGCUCGCAUGAGCUCAGUGCUCUGGAGUGGCUGCAUACGACUCAGGACGAGCAUUUUUCGCGCUUGGGCAUCCCCCUCGACCGCAGACCGCGGCUUUGCCAGUCGCGUCGCCCCGGUGUGACCAUGGUCGACCUAGAACAUUCGCUGUGCGAAUGCGAGAAGUACUCUCGGGCGCUGCACCCGGAAAUCAAGGGCAAGCGGACUCAGGUCGCGAAACACCUGUUCGUCCCGAAGCCAACGCGUCCAACGGCUGACCUGCCUGUCAAUUGGCUCAAGCGCCCGCCUCCGGUUAUCAAGCUCACUCGCCCUCCUCCCGUCCGUGAGCAUGAUUCCGCGGUCAAGUGGGAAAUAUGUCGGAUCGUCGCAGAGCGAACCCGGGCCGCACCUGCCGCGCAUGUUCCGCACUAUGUCCUUCGAUGGACAGGCUAUGGGCCCGAUGACGAUACUUGUCAGCCCGAGAAGGACUUGGUCGGAGAAGCGAAAGAGGUGCUCAACGCCUGGAGGUCGAUGAAGGAGAGGAUUUGGAAGAGGAUUGGUGAGUUUCAGAAGCUGUCGAGCGCACAGCUCAAGGAUAGGAGGUCGCAAGUCGCUUGGGUUCCUAACGGACAAUAUGUAUGGUAAAUCUUGUGCGGAUAACCGGAUGCUUUAGUUUCGUGCUUUGCUUUAACAGUACUAUUGGUAACUACUAGU